Hydatigera taeniaeformis is the source of this 900-nucleotide messenger RNA. The record is from the annotation of a GenBank genome assembly. Lineage: Eukaryota; Metazoa; Platyhelminthes; Cestoda; Cyclophyllidea; Taeniidae.
AUGUUCCUUGGUUUCUUGCCUUUUGCGUGUCUUAUCGGUGUCGUAUUUUCAAAGCCGCAGGAUCCGACCUUACGAGCUCAUGACAGAAAAUUGAAUGACCCCUUGGUGGGACUGGAUGAACUUACUUCGGGUCACUCUCCCUCCACAACUCGAAAGGAGGGUGAGAAACUUUUGGCUCAACUGGUUGAUAAAAUGGACUUGGACAAUGAUGGAUUUAUCUCAGAAGAUGAAAUGAGAAUGUGGUUGAAAAGUGUGGCAUCUAAAUACGUUGAUCAGGAUGUCAGUAGAACAUUUGAUGAGUAUCGCAAUGAAUUCAAGACGGACUAUGUUACUUUUGAGCAACACAAAAAUAAAACAUCUGACGACUAUGAGGAAGAUGGAGAAUCGGAUGAUGGCGAGCUUCAACAAACUCUUGUUCGUGAUAAAAGGCGUUUUGAGAAGGCUGAUGCAGAUGGUGAUGGGAAGCUUACAAAGGAAGAGUUUGCAGCCUUUCUGCAUCCAGAAGAAUUUGAACACAUGAGAGAUAUUGUGAUCGCCGAAACUCUUGAAGAUCUUGAUUCAAAUAAAGACGGUCUUAUCGAUUUGGAGGAAUAUACCAGAGACAUGUGGGUUGAUGAUUCUCAGUCUCCUCCAGAAUGGGUAAGGACGGAGCAGCAGCAGUUUAGGGAGGCUCGCGAUAAAAAUAAGGAUGGUUUCCUCGAUCGUGAGGAAGUUUAUGCCUGGCUUUUCCCUGCUGACUAUGAUCACAUCGAAUCCGAACUGAAGCACCUCAUGUCGGAGACUGACGAUGACCAGGAUGGAAAGUUGUCAAAGGAUGAAAUAUUGUCGCACUAUCACGUGUUCGUUGGAAGCCAAGCGACAGAUUUUGGGCAGGCUCUCUAUUCCCACGACGAACUGUGA